Molecule: messenger RNA, 2261 nt
Organism: Schistocerca americana (American grasshopper)
Lineage: Eukaryota; Metazoa; Arthropoda; Insecta; Orthoptera; Acrididae
Product: allergen Cr-PI-like
Exons: 10
Coding region: 113-2218 (701 amino acids)
Source: RefSeq, a predicted model, not a curated record
CCGGUGCGGACCGGCGAGCAGAUAACCUCGUGGUCGGCGAUCCAGGCGCAGCUCUGCAGAUAGUCCUCCGUCCUCGCAGCUGCAGUGGUUGCUGGGACGUCGCGUCGCCGCCAUGGGACUAUCAGCCACCUUCUGUGCGUUCUGCUUUUUGUUCGGCCUGGCUGAUGCUGGUUUCUCCACGCCCCCGCACCGACUCGCGGACAGGGAGUUCCUGUCAAAGCAGACGAAGGUUCUGGAUCUCCUGUUGCACAUGGGCCAGUCCGACCUGGGCGACAAUCUGACCGUACCCUUCAGCCUGGAGGAGAACGCACACAGGUUCCAGGAGCCGGCGCUGGCGCAGCGGUUGGCUGCCAUGAAUUCUCGAGGCUUCCUCGCGGGUCGCGGGCAGACCUUCUCCAUACACCAGCAAGGCGAUAUUGAGCUGGCGAGGGUCACGGUGGAACUACUGCUUAGCGCACAGGACUUCGACACCUUCUAUUCGGCUGCCACGUGGGCCAAGCAGCGGCUGAGCGAGGCGUUGUUCUCGUACGCGUUCACGGUGGCGGUGCUGCGCCGGAACGACACCAGCGACGUGGUGCUGCCCGCGCCCUACGAGCUGUGGCCCCGGUACUUCGUCGGCCCUGACGUCUUGCGGCGGGCCUACGACGCUCGCCUACGCGGUGCCGCAGCAGAUGGUGAAAGGCCGCAGACAGUAUUGGCCAGCAGCAACCAGCGGCAUUCGGGCUGUCCAGAGGAUCUGCUGUCGUACUUCAGAGAGGAUGUCGGCCUGAACGGACAUUGGGCCAUGAAGCAUUUCCGCUGCCCCUUCUGGCUUUCUGGGUCAGUUUCGGCGUCCAGCUGUGAUCGCAGGGGAGAGCUCUUCUACUUCGCGCUGCGGCAGCUGGCGGCGCGCUAUGACCUGGAGAGGCUCUCCGCAGGGCUGGAGCCAGUCCAGCCCCUCCAGUACCCCACCGUCUACCAGGAAACUUAUCACUCAGAUGAAAGAGUUGCCAGUGAAUUAAGGUGUGCUCCAGAAGGCGAAGCGUUCCUAUCAGACACCCCUCACGUAUGGGCGCUCAAGAUAUUCGAGGAGAGAAUAUGUGACGCUAUUGAUGUCGGAUACGCAGUUGAUAAAAACUACACAGAACACCCCUUGAGGAGGCCAGAGGCCAUUGAAAUUCUCGGAAACAUCGUCGAAGGCAACGCUGAUUCCUUAAACGAGAAUUUCUAUGGAUCGCUUUACCGUGGUCUGUUAACGUCUUUCAGUCAAAGUGAAGCCGCAUUUCCAGCAAAGCAAGUUCCCACCUUCAUGGAAAAUCCUGCUACAGCUCUGAGGGAUCCAUUAUUCUACAGAGCAGUUAAGAAAUUGCUGGGGGUUUUCAACCGUUUUCAAGAUCGCCUGGGACGAUAUAAAAGAGAAGAGCUGGAGUUCCCCGGCGUCAGGGUGGAGAGCGUGCUGGUGAAGCCGCUGUCGACGCACCUGGAGCAGUUCGAGUUUGAGCUGGACAACGGGCUGCCGGAGGUCAACUCGUCGCGGCCUCGGCUGCUGGCGCGCCAGCGCCGCCUGACGGCGCGCCCCUUCCAGUACCAGCUGGCCGUCGCCAGCCAGCACGACGCCGACGUCGACGCCCUAUUGCGUGUCUACCUGGGGCCCCGCCGCCGCCCCGGCCAGCUCGACCACGACCGGCACCGUUUCGUCCUGUUCGACGCCUUCCGUGCGUCGUGCAAAUUGGCUUUGAAGAAAUGGUCACAAACCAGAGACUCGUGGAUGAAAUCUGUUAAGAAACGUCAUGAACAAAAAUCAUCGACGUUUCCCGCCAGGCCGUCGAGGCUUUAUUUGUACCACGAGCAGAUGUUGUUUUUGAACAAGGUUAUUGAGACAUCUGUCUCUCAAGACAGCUAUUUUCCGCAAGAAUCUACACCAACAAAUGUGACGAAUGAAGCAAGCAAAACUGCACAAUACGAAAAAAUUUAUGAAUAUAUUCCAAAACCUGAAAUCAUAAAUAAUUAUACUACACAAAGGAAAAGAAAGAGUGAUAUUAAGAUUGAGUCUGAUGUGGAAAUGACGUUUUCGGACAAUCAGCCAUGUAGAGAACACUGUGGCUGCCGGCAUAUGGCGUUCUUCAACAGUCUUCUGCCAUCCUUGUCCUUACUUGACGACAAUGAAACUUUGAAAUUUCAGUCUGAAGUUUUAAGCGUGUUACAAAACAUCAAGAGAAAAAGAAGUGAAUCUAGUUAAAAAUUUACCGUUGCAGUUUAUGCAACUUAGGAACUGCAAAGAG